Rubroshorea leprosula is the source of this 415-nucleotide messenger RNA. NCBI's taxonomy places the organism in Eukaryota, Viridiplantae, Streptophyta, Magnoliopsida, Malvales, Dipterocarpaceae. The record is from the annotation of a GenBank genome assembly.
CUUCUUCUUUCUUCUUCUUAUUCUUUCUCUCUCUCUCUUCUCCCUUCUUCUUCCUCUUUGAAACCCAAAUCUGGGUUUUUCUCAGUCAGAAUCAAUGCCUUCAGCGGCAGUGAAUCAGUGGCAGGAAAAAGCUAGUGGUUUUUUUUAAUCGUGAAUUUUCUUGAUCUAGAGGGGCAUAGUGAAAUCUUGUCCGAAGAUUUCGAGUGUUGGCUUGAAUUCAUGUGUUUGGAUCAAAAUCUGGUUUCAGUGAAUGUCAAUUUCAUGGGUAGCAGCCACGUCUUGGUCGAAGAAAAUGUAAGCUUUAGCUAUGAGAACAUAGAAGAGAGGAAAGGUAGGAACGGUUUCAAAGGAGUUCGAGUUUGGAGAAUUUGCAAGGGGAAGAUAGCGAGGAAGUGAAUGUUAGGGCUACAAGCGG